AUGUUAGAGACGAAUUGCCCAGGGGUCGCCCACAACUUGCCCUUUUCGGAAGAGCGUCGUGGCGAGCAUGCGCCGAUUCAGGGCGGAACCGCCCGCUAUCAGCGAACUCUCCUAAAUUUCGCUGAUAAACAAACAGAAAAAAAUUGGCUGAAAAUCCAGAAGGAAGUUCUUCUGGAACUUAAUGAAGAAACGGACGCUAACGAUGUCCUGAAAAUCUGCGAAGAGCAAGAUAACUUUUGCGCCAAAGAAAUUGAGAGAUUUGAUGAAGAUGAUAGCAGCGGAUGUUUAAACGAAGUAGAGAGCGAAGAUAAACCAAAGAAUAAUGAUGAAAACGAGCCGCAGAUGCACCAGAUGUCGUACAAAGUAGAAGACAUUUAUGAUGAAACCGGUGAGUAUAUGAAAUAA
Molecule: messenger RNA, 405 nt
Organism: Caenorhabditis bovis
Lineage: Eukaryota; Metazoa; Nematoda; Chromadorea; Rhabditida; Rhabditidae
Source: the annotation of a GenBank genome assembly